CACCACUGCACAAUUCUUGGUUCUGAUGAAUUGAAGUUAAUUACCAAUUUUGAAACUAACUUUGCUGCUUGACUAAGAGAAGUCGGAUCAAGAUCUGCUCGUGAUUUACAUACGGAAGAAAAUUAAGAAGGUGACACCAAUAUGCAGGCCCGGGUUGACCAAGCGGCGACAAAAUUGGAGAAUCUUGACCUUGUCACUGAAGUGACGAUGGAGGCUCUGCUAAAUCCUCUGAUCCUAGACAAAGUCUUCCGCUCCAUGGACGUCCCCACUUUAAAGCGUGUUCGCCUCGUCUGCACCGUUUGGGCCGACGUGGGCGCCACAUUUCUCGGCAAGAAGGCUCACCUCACCUUUUCGACAUGGCCAGAGGACACAGGGUUGACCUCAUUCCAUCACAAAUUGGCCAAUAACAUUCAAUUACGAUUCAACAUGACCUGUUUUUGCUACCACAUUUGUACAUGUUCCCCAAGUUUGACCAAGCUGCCCUCCAACUUUGCCAUAAUUUUGCCCAAGAUUUCCGAAAAGUUGGAAACACUCGAGUUCUUCGGUGUCCGGGCGUUUGAACCAGCACAGGAAAUUUGGAGCACUUAUUAUUUCCCGAACUUGACUCGCAUCUCGAUCCUUGCCGAUGGAGACGAUCUUGAUGAAAAGCAACCACCACGGCCCGAAAUGGCAGAAUUUCGACUCCUCCCAAGCCUGAAAGUGUUCUUCUUGGAAGUCUCACCCGUCUGUAGAAAGCCCUCGUCAAGGGCAGUGAUGUCAACCAUUUGCCAAAACCUGGUCAACUCAGCCCCCAACCUGGAAGAAUUCCACCUCAACACAAAUUUCUACUUGGACUUGACGGCAUGCAAAAACUUCAAAAAGUUGACGAUGAAACAUUUCGAUUGGGGUAGUGAUCAGUUUGAAAUCUCCGAAAUGACAGAAAUGUUAGAAAGUUGUCGAACUACUUUGGAAAGUUUGACCUUGGAUUAUAUUGGUUGGGACGAUGUCCCGUACGCGAUCAUAGAGCGGAAUUUGUACUUCCCGAAUCUCAAGCACCUCAGACUUGACGACUACGAUGCUGGCAUCAUUAAGAACUCGCUGAACGUGACCAAUCUACCAAAAUUGAAGCUUUUCUCCUUGUCGAGCCUGGAUAUUGACAACAUGUGCAUCAUUUUUGCAAUGCUUGACAGCCACCAUUUGCGUCACACUGGGACAACGUCGCUCGAUAUUGAUUGCACCCAUUAUCCAGAAUUUGGCCUGGAUGUUGAAGCUGGCCGAAAAGUGGUCAAUCUUUUCCCGGCCGUGAAGGAAUUGAAAUUGAAGCUGACGGUGGAAUUCAUCAUUCCUUACGAUCAGUAUUUUCUCGCUUUGAAGGAAACGAUGCAGUCCUUCGGCAAUUGGGAGUUGGCGUGUGGACAGGUCGAGUUUGAAAUUGGAUCUUAUUCAGUGUACGGAACGCAUGGCCCUUACGAUCAUGAGUUUGGGUCGCUGAUGGUGAUUGCCGUAUUGCAAGGGAUGGCAGGGUGGAGAGGCUUGACGAAGACGUCGAUUGAAUUUACUGGUAAUCUGUGGCAUGCAAGAUUUAGAUUGUUGGACGAGAUGCGAGAAGCCAUCCUGUCUUGCAGGACGAUUAAAAGCUUGACUUUUACCGGAUUUCAGAUGGACGAGGAGACUAAGGAUAAUUUUCAGACGUUUAUUGGAGAGCAUAAUUUGCAAAUUAGUGCCACUGACUAAAUAAUUUUUUAAGCGAUAUUUACCCGUUAGGCGGUAUGAUUAUUUGAAUUAUAAAUUUACAGAUAUAAACAUAUAUAAAAUGUAGAUAUAAACAUACAUGUAUUCGUUACUACUGUACUACUUCUUUGUUUUACAUUGCAAUGCUAAAUAUUUUUGCAUUGUUAAAAUGUUAAGUUUAAUUAUCCGUGUGUAAAAUAGCUUGCACAGUUUCAAAAUUGCUAGGUCAAAAUUGUUGCAAACAAGAACUCCAAAUUUUACUUCAAUUACAAAUUACUUACAUCCUGA
Messenger RNA from Folsomia candida, 1998 nucleotides. RefSeq lists its product as uncharacterized. NCBI's taxonomy places the organism in Eukaryota, Metazoa, Arthropoda, Collembola, Entomobryomorpha, Isotomidae. Bases 142 to 1713 code for a protein of 523 amino acids. The transcript is spliced from 6 exons. The record is from RefSeq and is a predicted model, not a curated record.